GAAAGCAAUAACAACUUUGAAGAUAGUAAUGAUGAUCUUGAAAAUUAUGAUAAUAACUUUUCAAUUAAUGAUGACAGUCUAUUUACUCAAAAAAUAGCAGAUAAGCCUGCAUCCUUUGAGCUAUUUUAUGGCGAAUAUGGUUCAUACUUCCCUAAUUUUACUGAACAAAUACUUUUUCUAUAG
This is a messenger RNA of Racocetra persica, 183 nucleotides long. The record is from the annotation of a GenBank genome assembly. NCBI's taxonomy places the organism in Eukaryota, Fungi, Glomeromycota, Glomeromycetes, Diversisporales, Gigasporaceae.